CAGCUGUGCAGUUGCUCCUGUUUCUCAGUCGGCAUCGUAGCUACGUCUGGCGGCAGAGAGGAGCUGAGCUGACCAGGAUGAUUUAAUGGCGUCUGCACUGAUGGCUUGGGUUUGGAUUCUUUUAACACUAGCUCAGCUCAACAACGCAGGAAGCCACCGGUACGCUCAUGGACAUUUGACCGGCCAGGACGAGCUUUAUGACUGCAGUGUUGGACCGUCUGAUGCUGCUGUGAGAGCCAGGACCCACAAGACUUUCUUUGCACCAGUCUGGAAAUUCCUCCAAGCUUCAGGAGCCUCAGAUUUCAACCAGCCACAGUAUCGCUGCAGUGAUGGAACACUUUCCCUGCGCUUUUCACUCAUCAGGUUCUCAAAUCUGCGUCUAGAAGAUGGGUCGCUGUUGUUGUCACUUUCUGACAAGUGUCAUUGUUCCAUUCAGAUAUAUAGAUGGUGGCUGAUUGUGAAGUUUCCCUUUACUUGCUGCCAGAAUGCAAUGCAGAUUGGAGACAGGAAGGGAUACCGCCCACUGAAACUGCAAUAUUUUGAUCAUCUGAUGAAGACAAACAUGACAGGUGCAGCCCACUGUGAGAAUACAGCAAUGUCAGAGCCAACAGUGUACCCACUGGUGACUUGUAGGGCAACACAUGUCACAGUGAAGCUGCCACAUGGAACCAAACUGAGGAGGGUGAAAGUGCUUGAUAAUUUCAACAACAAAGGAUACUCCAUGAGACAAAGGAAGACUCCCAGUGCUUUGGUUGUGGAGAUAUUACUGCUACCAUAUAUGGACUCUGGCUUUGAACUGGUUUAUCUAGACUCUGCUGGGACACUUUGCACAAUGCUGGCAGUUUGUUGCCAAACAACAGUAGGGCAUCGUGUUGAGAGAGAUCUACAGGAACCAGAUGUAUUUGACUUGUGGGACUUUGAAGAUAUUCCUGUUGAACCAUUUGAUCCAGACACAACAACAACAACAACAACACAAACAGCAGCUAACUCGGCAACUAAUACCAAUGAGGACAGUAAUAAUACAGACACGGACAGUGAUGAAACGGAUUAUACAGAUGAGAACAAUGAAUAUACAGAUGGAGAAAAUGAUGAUGAUGAAGGAUUUUAUGAAUUGUGGGGGCUUGAGGAAAUUCCUGAAGAGCCAUAUAUUGGAGUAGACAUAGAAAUUACAACAGCUGCCACGGUGACUACUACCACAAUCACAGCUGCUCCCGCCACAACCAGUACUACUGCAACCACAGCUGCCCCUGCCACAACCAGUACGACUGCAACCACAGCUGCUCCUGCCACAACAAUUACUACUGCAACCACAGCUGCUCCUGCCACAACAAUUACCACUGCGACCACAGCUGUCCCUGUCAGAAUUACCACUGCAACCACAGCUGCCCCCAUCACAACUACCACUGCAACCACAACAGCCCCUGUCACAACUACUGCAACCACAGCUGCUCCUGCCACAACAAUUACCACUGCGACCACAGCUGUCCCUGUCAGAAUUACCACUUCAACCACAGCUGCCCCCAUCACAACUACCACUGCAACCACAACAGCCCCUGUCACAACUACUGCAACCACAGCUGCUCCUGCCACAACAAUUACCACUGCGACCACAGCUGUCCCCAUCACAACUACCACUGCAACCACAGCUGCUCCUGCCACAACAAUUACCACUGCAACCACAACUGCCCCUGUCACAACUACUGCAACCACAGCUGCUCCUGCCGCAACAAUUACCACUGCAACCACAACUGCCCCUGUCACAACUACUGCAACCACAGCUGCUCCUGCCACAACAAUUAGAACUGCAACCACAGCUGCCCUCGUCACAACUACUACUGCAACCACAGCUGCUCCUGCCACAACAAUUACCACUGCAACCACCGCUGCUCCUGUCACAACUACGACUGCAACCACAGCUGCUCCCGUCACAACUACAACGGCAACAACAGCUGCCCCUGCCACAACAAUUACCACUGCAACCACAGCUGCUCCUGCCACAACAAUUACCACUCUGCCCCUGCCACAACAAUUACCACUGCAACAACAGCUGCCCCUGCCACAACAAUUACCACUGCAACCACAGCUGCUCCACUGCUCCAGUCACAACUACUACUGCAACCACAGCUGCUCCCGUCACAACUACAACUGCAACAACAGCUGCCCCUGCCACAACAAUUACCAUUGCAACCACCGCUGCUCCUGUCACAACUACUACUGCAACCACAGCUGCUCCUGCCACAACAAUUACCACUGCAACCACAGCUGCUCCUGUCACAACUACCACUGCAACCACAGCUGCUCCUGCCACGACAAUUACCACUCUGCUCCAGUCACAACUACUACUCCAACCACAGCUGCUCCUGCCACAACAAUUACCACUGCAACCACAGCUGCUCCCACUGCAACCACAGCUGCCCCUGUCACAACUACUACUGCAACCACAGCUGUUCCUGCCACAACCACUACAACUCCAACCACAGCUGCUCCCGCCACAACCACUACAACUGCAACCACAGCAGCCCAUGUCACAACUACUGCAACCACAGUCGCUCCUGCCACAACCAUCACUACUGCAACAACAGCUGCUCCCGCUGCAACUACUGCAACUGCAACCACAGCUGCUCCUACCACAACAAUUACCACUGCAACCACAGCUGCCCCUGCCACAACUACUUCUGCAACCACAGCUGCUCCUACCACAACAGUUACUACUGCAACCACAGCUGUUCCUGCCACAACCACUACAACUGCAACCACAGCUGCCCCUGCCACAACCACUAAAACUGCAACCACAGCUGCUCCUGUAACAACAAUUACUACUGCAACCACAGCUGCUCCUGUUACAACUACUACUGCAACCACAGCUGCCCCUGCCACAACAAGUACUACUGCAACAACAGCUGGCACAACCACUGUUGCUCCCACCACAGCUUCUACUACCACAACCACAUUUGCCCCUGCCAUAACAUCUACAACUACUGCUGUAUCUACCUCUGCCAUGAGUACUACUGCUUCAACAACCACAGCUGCCCCUGCUACAACUACUAUGGCAUCAACAGCUUCCCCCACUACAACAACAACUUUAGCUACAACAGUGAGCUACCCCCAAACAACCACAACUUUAAACAACUUUUCUACCACAACAAGAAAUCCAUCAUCAACAACCUUUUUCACAACGGGACUUAUAUUCCCCUUGACAACAGAUGCUCCCUCAACCACCACAGAUGCCCCCUCAACAACAACCCCCUUUACUCCAGUUACCAGUACCCCCCUUAUGAGCACAACCAGUGCACCCUCUACAACAACCAAUUCAUUUUCAACCAGAAGUGGUCCCCCCUCAACCACAACCCCAGCCACCCCCUCGACCUCAACGACAGAUGACCGCUCUACCACAACAGCACUGAGCUCUAGCCUAGCAAGCAGCAACCCUUCAACUACAACAACCAACGCCCUUCCGACCACAACUGGUUCUUUCUCCACUACACCCACCAGCUCCUCAUCAACCAUGACCCCUGAUGCACCUUUGGCUACAACAACAGAUGUCCCCUCUACCACAGCAAUAGUGGUUUCCUCUUCCACAACAGUAGAUCCCUCUACCACAGCAACAGUGCCCCCUGCUACAACAACAUCAGGGCCCCUUUUAACAACAACUAGCAACCCCUCAACUACAACAGGCUUCCCCUCAACUAUGACUGUCAGCCCCUCAUCAACCUCAACAACCAAUAUCCCUAUUACCAGUACAAGUUUUGCUUCAACCACAAGCCCUGAUGCUACCUCGACCACAAAAAAUGUGGGCUCUUUAAGCACAACAGCAAUUGCCCCCUCUACCCUAAUAACCAGCAAUCCCUCAACUUCAACAACCAGCAACCCUUCAACUUCAAUAACCAGCUUCCUACCUUCUAGCACAACCAGUGCAUCCUCUUCAACAACAGCCAACUCAUUUUCAACGACAAGUGGUCCCCCCUCAACCACAACCCCUGUCACCCCCUUGACUUACACAACAGAUGCCCCCUCUACCACAACAGCAAUUGCCUCCUCCACCCUAAUAACCAGCAAUCCCUCAACUUCAACAACCAGCAACCCUCCAACUUCAAUGACCAGCUUCCUACCUUCUAGCACAACCAGUGCAUCCUCUUCAUCAACAACCCCCUUUACUCCAGUUACCAGUACCCCCCUUAUGAGCACAACCAGUGCACCCUCUACAACAACCAAUUCAUUUUCAACCAGAAGUGGUCCCCCCUCAACCACAACCCCAGUCACCCCCUCGACCUCAACGACAGAUGCCCCCUCUACCACAACAGCACUGAGCUCUAGCCUAGCAAGCAGCAACCCUUCAACUACAACAACCAACGCCCUUCCGACCACGACUGCUUCUUCCUCCACUACACCCACCAGCUCCUCAUCAACCAUGACCACUGAUGCACCUUUGGCUACAACAACAGAUGUCCCCUCUACCACAGCAAUAGUGGUUUCCUCUUCCACAACAGUAGAUCCCUCUACCACAGCAACAGUGCCCCCUGCUACAACAACAUCAGGGCCCCUUUUAACAACAACUAGCAACCCCUCAACUACAACAGGCUUCCCCUCAACUAUGACUGUCAGCCCCUCAUCAACCUCAACAACCAAUAUCCCUAUUACCAGUACAAGUUUUGCUUCAACCACAAGCCCUGAUGCUACCUCGACCACAACAAAUGUUGGCUCUUCAAGCACAACAGCUAUUGCCCCCUCUACUCUAAUAACCAGCAAUCCCUCAACUUCAACAACCAGCAACCCUUCAACUUCAAUUACCAGCUUCCUACCUUCUAGCACAACCAGUGCAUCCUCUUCAACAACAACCAACUCAUUUUCAACCACAAGUGGUCCCCCCUCAACCACAACCCCAGUCCCCCCCUUGACUUCAACAACAGAUGCCCCCUCCACCACAACAGCAAUUGCCUCCUCCACCCUAAUAACCAGCAAUCCCUCAACUUCAACAACCAGCAACCCUCCAACUUCAAUGACCAGCUUCCUACCUUCUAGCACAACCAGUGCAUCCUCUUCAACAACAACCAACGCAUUUCCAACCACAACUGGUUCUUCCUCCACUACACCCACCAGUGCAUCCUCAUCAACCAUGACCCCUGGUGCACCUUUGGCUACAACAGAUGUCUCCUCUACCACAGCAAUAGUGGUUUCCUCUUCCACAACAGUAGAUCCCUCUACUACAGCAACAGUGCCCCCUGCUACAACAACAUCAGGACCCCUUUUAACGUCAACAACUAGCAACCCCUCAACUACAACAGGCUUCCCCUCAACUAUUACUGUCAGCCCCUCAUCAACCUCAACAACCAAUAUCCCUAUAACCAGUGCAACAAGUUAUGCUUCAACCACAAGCCCUGAUGCUACCUCGACCUCAACAAAUGUUGGCUCUUCAAGCACAACAAUAGAUGCCCCCUCCACCACAACAGCAAUUGCCUCUUCCACCCUAAUGACCAGCAAUCCCUCAACUUCAACAACCAGCUACCCUUCAACUUCAAUUACCAGCUUCCUAGCUUCUAGCACCACCAGUGCAUCCUCUUCAACAACCAACUCAUUUUCAACCUCAAGUGGUCCACCCUCAACCACACUCCCAGAUACUCCCUUGACCUCAACGACUGAUGCCCCCUCUACCACAACAGCAUUUACCUCCUCAAGCCUAGCAACAAGCAACCCUUCUACUACAACAACCAACGCCCUUCCAACCACAACUGGUUCUUCCUCCACUACAACCACCAGCUCCUCAUCAACCAUGACACCAGAUGUCUCCUCUACCACAACCGCACUGCCUGCCUCAACCACAAUGUCUAUCUCAACAACAACGAAUGUCCUCCAAACAACAACCGGUUUCCUUUCAUCCAGCACAACCAGCAUCGCUUCUACUACCACCAGUGCACACCCAACCACUACCAGUGUACCUCAGACUACAACCAGUGCUCCCCUCACCGUCACCAGUGCACUGCCUACUUCUACCAGUGUGCUUCUCACCACAACUAGUGGCCCCUUUACGACCACUGGGCUUGGCUUGACAACAACAGGCAGUAACCCCUUAACGACCACAAUGGACAGCUCACUAACCACCAGCGACACGUCCUCUUUCUCCUCCUCCACGAUGGCAGUCUCCUCUACAACGACAUAGAGAAUUGAUAUUAGGCAACUUGGAAAUGUGACACAAGCACUUUUUAAUCAAUUGUAAAAAAGUAAAAAAAAUUCCAGAAUAUAUUGAACAUUGACUUGUACAUUUCCCUAUAUUUUUACUUAAUGUUGGUAUAUCUUUUACAUAAACCUGACCUGAAUCAUUUA
Messenger RNA from Notolabrus celidotus (New Zealand spotty), 6318 nucleotides. Its product is annotated as mucin-2-like. The coding region runs from base 86 to 6154 and encodes 2022 amino acids. The transcript has 10 exons. The record is from RefSeq and is a predicted model, not a curated record. Lineage: Eukaryota; Metazoa; Chordata; Actinopteri; Labriformes; Labridae.